Patiria miniata (bat star) is the source of this 4330-nucleotide messenger RNA. RefSeq names its product integrator complex subunit 3-like. Gene Ontology annotation, cellular component: cytoplasm. The transcript is spliced from 32 exons. Bases 89 to 3184 code for a protein of 1031 amino acids. The record is from RefSeq and is a predicted model, not a curated record. Lineage: Eukaryota; Metazoa; Echinodermata; Asteroidea; Valvatida; Asterinidae.
UAGGGAAAAUGGACGCCGACACGAGAUGAAGCCCGCGGUCUGAUCGCCUACUUUCUGCUACAUUUCACGACGAAUCGCUCGCAAUUUCAUGAUUUUUACCGCCAUGGAGGAAGCAAAGAAAUCAAAACUGUUCAUCGCUUCAGCCAUUGAGCUGAGAGAUGACCUUGAGGAGAAAAUGGAGAAAGGUUACGAGUUUGUUACCAAGGUGAUGGGAAGCUCAUCUGAGAGGGAGGCUCACGAUUCUUUAAAUGCGGUGGUUUGUAAAGGGAUGAAAGAACACGAAGAUAUCACGUUAGGACUCCUGUACAGUAUUUUGACCAGCCCGACGACUGCUCCAAAGACCUAUCGAGACUUGGCACUUAUAUCCAGAGAUGGGUUGUCCGUCGCUUGGACCAAACUGAAUCAGAUCGUCGUCGAUAAAUACACAAAGCUUCAAGAUGGCGUCCGGACGCAGCUUGUAUGGGUAACCAAGGAGAUGGUGAAGAAUUCAGUCACAGGUGUGGUCAACGUCUGCUCCUCGCUAAUAAAACAGAUCGCUGGCGGUGACGUCCAUCCAAAGAACGUCUGGCUUGCUGAAGCUAUGCUGGAUCUUUUCACAGAAAAUAAAGCGUGGUUGGACAAGUACCCGGUCUUAAUGGCCAUGGUCUUGUACACAUAUCUACGGGUCAUUGAAGACCACAGCUCACAAAUGCUGGCUAGCCUGCGUCAGAGAGAGGUGGAUUUCUGCAUCGGACUGCUUAGGUCAAAGUUUAUGGAAUGCUGCAGAAUAGGUCGUGACUUGUUGAGAUUACUCCAGAACGUCGCGAGGAUUCCAGAAUUUGAGAAACUGUGGAAGGACAUGAUCCAUAGGCCGCAGUCUUUAAAUCCACAGUUCACAGGAGUGGCUCAGCUUAUGAGCCAGAGAACGUCCCCCAAAUACCUGGCCUGCCGACUCACGCCAGAGAUGGAGAAGAAGAUUAUAUUCCUCACGUCCAAGGUUCGGUUUGGUCAACAGAAGAGAUAUCAAGAUUGGUUCCAGAAGCAAUUUCUCUCGACGCCGGAGAGCCAGUCGUUACGCUGCGAUCUGAUUCGCUACAUCUGCUGCACGGUCCACCCGUCCAAUGAGGUGCUGUGCUCGGAAAUCAUCCAACGCUGGGCUGUGAUUGGCUGGCUGCUCACCACAUGCUCAUCCAACGCUGCAGCAUCAUGUGCCAAGCUAGCUCUGUUUUAUGAUUGGCUACUCUUCAAUCCAACGAGAGGCAACAUCAUGGAUAUCGAGCCAGCUAUUCUUGUCAUGCAUCAUUCUAUGCGAUCGCAUCCUGCCAUCACGGCAACUCUACUGGACUUCCUCUGCAGAAUAAUUCCCAAUCUUCAUCCACCGUUGGAGCAGCAGAUCAAGCAAGGCGUCAUGUCCGCCCUCAGAUUCCUCCUGGAGAAGAGAGUCUUACCGUCCCUUGCUCAACUUUUUGACAACCCUAAACUAGACCGGGAGCUGAGAGCGAUGACGAGAGACAUGUUUGCUGAGUUCUGUACGACGACGCCCACCACACCCACCGCCCCUGCCACGCCCAUGUUAGCACUACCACCCGAAGAUGGAAAGACGGAACCAGAGUCGGCCAACAACGAUCACGGUCCGAUUCAGAGAUUACCGUCGGAAGAUGCAACGUUCAGCGACGAAGAGGAGGAAGAUAGAUCCUUGAGGCAACGAAAUCAAGACUCUGCCGUCUUCAGACCCAUCAAGCAAGAGGAGGAGAUAGACCUAGACAUGUACCUGGAUCAACUAGACGGUGAAAUCAAAGAAAUGUGCUCCAUCUUACAAAGCCAGAGGGAUUCAGAUAUUGAGACCCAAUGUGAGACGAUGGAGAACCUGUGUAGCGUUAUAUUAGAAAUGGAUGAUUUUGACAGCGACAUAGCGGGGCCUUUAGCCACGUUCCUCUGUAGUUUGUACAAACGUGACAUCACGGGUGAAACAUUGCCGGAUGAAAUCACAGAUGAAACAAUGGAAGAUUCACUUGGGAAACCCAUCUGUGUAAUAUUCAGGAAUCUGAGCGCGGACGCUGAGCAGGAUUCGUGUCCGUUACAGCUCCUAACGUUAGUCUGCAUGAUGUACGAGAAACAAAUCCAGAUCGGCUAUAACCUACUCUAUUUCUUACAUGCAAGCAGCAGCAAACAGGGAGAAAGGCGGCUACAUAUGUACGAGGAAGUCUGCAGAAACACCGGCAUCGGUGACCUCACGUCCUGUCUAGUCCGAGACUUCAAGGCUUGUGCUGAAGAAGAUGUUAGAUUGAUGUGUUAUCUUGUUUCCCCGGUCUACACAAUGUUUUGUGAUGCAACUACGGAGAGUACCGAUUUACUACACACGAUAGUUUCAUGCGUCGACUCGGCUCAGUUGCAAGAUCUGAUCUGUGAUGUCAUGCAAGGCAACCUCAUGAUGUUUAAGAAGGAAAACAUCGCAAAAGUCUUAGAAGCGACGUUAGAAUGGGAAACGUUUGAGCAGUACUGCGUGUGGCAGAUUCUCCUAGCCCACGAUCUUGACGUGGAUCAAUUCGUGGCGGUCAUUCCAAAACUCACAUACAAAGAACACCCCGAAGCCAUGGCAAGUUUACUCCUCAUGUUGAAGCUAGAAAGAAUAUCCCUUGAUCUGUUGAAACCGUUGAUGUUGCGGCCGUGUAAGGACGGCGAUAGGUUCGUGUCCUCCAUCCUGAGCUACUGGGCCGUUCAGGACGAGCAGCAUCUCGCCGACUUCAUCAAGACGUUACUAGUCCGAGCUACAACCUCCGCCAAGCGAUUACGACAAAGACAAACGAGCAAGCCCUCCAACAUCCCUUCACCUGACCAGAUUCUUGGCCACCUAGAGGCACUACGGCAAACAUCCGCCAUCAGACAAUCCAUGUUUUUCAGUCAGGAGGCCGUGUUACUCGGACUACAGACAAUACAGAGUGCAUGCACCGACGCCCAGAAAAUGAAAUAUAGCGAUCUGUUUGGGCUGAUAGAGGAUCUAGACGAUAUGACAUCGCGGACGACGCGGAGUCGAGUCACGCGGAGGUCACCAGGUUCAUCUAGCCCUAAGAACCGGAAGGCACCGCAGAAUGACGUGGAAUCAUCCUCAGAAUCAGAUCAGGACGACGAUAUCUCAAGCAGCAAACCUAAACCAGCGAAGAAGAGGAAAAAGUCCAACGCCCUAGGGGGAUCUGACAGUGAUUGAGAUGCAACAAGCCCGACGUCAUCACAAAAGAUUAUUUUUUUUAAUGCGGAUUUAUCGACAACAGAUGACAUAAGUCACCGCGACGUACUCCGGAAAGACUUCCCCCAAAAGAAAAAGCACGACCGUUCCCCAAAAGGAAAAGACAAACCGUUCGCAGAUUUGUUUCUGAUCUGUCAGACAGAAUGAAGAUGGAAAGUUUUACGGCAAUUGUUCCUGACAUCCUCUGUCAACCGUCAAUAAAUCUUUUGUCGAAAGUUUAGAACGUCUCUCUUCGGCUCUGCGGAUGUCUCAUUCGUGAAUUUUUUGUAACCUAAUUUCCUGCUUUCGUUUUUUUUUUUUUCAAAGUGACCAUCCGUGAUUUUUCCUUCUCAACUUUUUUGUUUGGAAUAAUGACAUAUUCCAAACAAUUAAAUGAAUUUGAAAUCAUUUUAGAAUUUAACAGGAUUUUUCAGUCUACAUCAGCAAAACCAUUUUUUUUUUUUGUCGGUUCUUUUCCCCAUCAAUACGAAUAUAUUCCUCUUUCUCGUAUCAGGAUCAGUGAAAUGUAACAUGACGGUUACACUUCUUCCAAAUGUUCAUACUAAAAGAAAGUGACUACAAUUUUAUACUGAAAAAAAAAAAGGAUUUUAUCGUCAGUUUUGGAAGAUGCCUUUUUUAGGCGGUAUUGUCAACUUUUUGGAGGACUAAAAUAAUAGGCUUGUUCUACCCUCUUGGAACUGGGGUAGAACUUGCGGUCAUUUUGUAUACAUAAAUAAAAUGAAUUUUGUACAUUGUGUAAAAAUGUAUAUUUGUCGGUUAAGGAAAGAAAACUUCAUGUGUUUAUGCAAUGGGAGAUUAACCCCUAUGUACAGUGUACAUCUUUCGCCACAGUUGGUGUUGACAUGAAUAAGUUGUUACAAAAAAAAAUCAUACCUUUUUUGGUGAGAAUUUGAACUUUCUUAAACCCGAACCUCCUGGGUCGUUUUGCUUGGAAACUUUUCUAAAACCUUCCAAAAUUUAACAAACGUGGCAUUUUUUGUGCGCUUAAACAAAAUUGGUAUCAAAAUCAGAUAAGGAAGGGUUGGGUUUAAGAACUUUAAAAAAAAAGUUGACCAUGAACUACUUUUUAAUGAAAACGGAAAUAAAACUUUUCAUCUUAACCCAGAA